Diaporthe amygdali is the source of this 1887-nucleotide messenger RNA. RefSeq lists its product as uncharacterized. Gene Ontology annotation, biological process: carbohydrate metabolic process. The transcript is spliced from 3 exons. Bases 1 to 1887 code for a protein of 628 amino acids. Gene Ontology annotation, cellular component: beta-galactosidase complex. NCBI's taxonomy places the organism in Eukaryota, Fungi, Ascomycota, Sordariomycetes, Diaporthales, Diaporthaceae. Gene Ontology annotation, molecular function: beta-galactosidase activity. The record is from RefSeq and is a predicted model, not a curated record.
AUGACAUUUUUCGAGCCAACAACGCCCGUGAUCACAAACAGAAUGGGGAGCAUCAGCACCAACAUUCCCCAUCUCGUCCAGACAAAUGGUUCGAAACAACUUGUGGUGAAGGGAAAGCCCUUCCUCAUGAGGGCUGGAGAGCUUCAAAACUCUUCGCUAUCGUCGCCCGAGUAUAUGAAUGCUGUUUGGAAGAAGAUGGCCGAUACCAAUAUCAAUACUUUGCUCGGCAGCGUGACGUGGGAGAUGAUCGAGCCCGAGGAAGACAAGUUUGAUUUUUCGGUAAUUGACCAAAUCAUCAGCGAUGCACGGAAGCAUUCCAUGCAUUUAGUGCUGCUCUGGUUUGGAUCUUUCAAGAACGGAUUAUCCACAUACACACCAGCCUGGGUGAAGACAGACAACACCCGGUUCCCCCGGGCGAAACUUCGCAAAGCGGGCGGUCGCCUCGAAACGGCCAACGUGCUCUCCAUCUUCAGCCCCGAGAGCCGCAAAGCAGACGCCAAAGCCUUCGGCCGCCUGAUGGGGCACGUGAGAGAGAUUGACGAGCCGCACUCCACCGUGCUCAUGGUGCAAGUCGAGAACGAGUGCGGUGUUCUGGGCGACUCUCGCGACGGUUCCGACUUGGCCAACAAGGCUUUUCAAGAGUCCGUUCCGAAGGACCUGGUGUGGUUUCUCUCGUCAGAGUGGAACAACCUGCACCAGGAUGUCCGAGAACAGAACUUGUCGCAUUUUGACCCUGCAAGUCAUGAAAUUGACGGCAAAAACAGCUGGGAAACCGUGUUUGGUUCCAGUCCGCGCACAGACGAAUUGUUCAUGGCAUACCACUAUGCCCUCUACCUGAACCAAGUCGCCGCAGCCGGGAAGAACGCAUACUCCAUCCCACUCUACACCAACGUGUGGAUGAACUACGUCGGAGAAGACUCAGACAACGACUUCCCCGUGGUUGUCGGCGGCGGCGGCAUGCCGGGAGAUUAUCCGUCCGGCGGCCCCGUGAGCAACGUCCUGGACGUAUGGAUGCGCUUCGCGCCCAAGCUGGACUUCAUUGGGCCGGACGUCUACCUCAACGACUACGCCAGCUCCUGUGCUAAGUACAGGCACCGGAACCAACCGCUCUUCAUCCCGGAGCAGCGCCGCGAUGGCUAUGGCGCUCGCCGUAUCUGGAUCGCCUAUGGCACUUUUAGCGCGAUGGGGGUUGCUCCCUUCGGCGUGGACACGGUCAACCCGGAGGACAGCGCGUUUACCAAACACUAUGGCCUGGUAAAGUCUGUUUCACAGAUUGUUCUCGAAGCACAGCGGCACCCAGACACGUCGGUGGGGUUCUGCUUCGAUGAGCUUCCGACAGAUGAUUCUGCAAAGGACCCGAGUCCUUCAAUCUGCCGGGUCUGGGGAGAUUUCGAGAUCUUCAUCGAGCGGUGCUUUGUCUUCGGGAAACCUGGAACAGGAGCUGGCAUGGUGAUCCAUCGUGGCGGCGGCAAAUUCUUGCUCAUCGGCUGGGGCUUCCAGGUCAGGGCGAAGGCGUUGGGCCAGGACAAGAACUUCACUGGUAUUCUGAAAUUCGAGGAGAAGAUUGUGGAGGACGAGGGCGCCGGCCGUCUGAAGACGAGCAGGGUCUUGAACGGUGACGAGACGAGAAGCGGGCAGGCUGCGAUGAUGCCAAAUGAAGACCCAGACUACGGCGGUUUCCCCAUUUCCGUGACUAUUCCCGCCAGAACGAUGAUUGCAGAGCGACUUGCAGAUCGAACCAAUUCAGACACAGCUAUGAGUGCUUUCGUACUCGGUAAGCUCGGCCAGCAGGACUGCGUCAUCUUCUUAGUGGUCGAAAUCCUCGCCCGCGACGAUGUUAUUGUGCCUGUUCACGCGAUUAUCUUCGAAUUAUCGCCAUCAUUAUGA